AUGUCCCGGCACCAUCACCACCACGGUGGUGAGGGGCACGGUCACUGCCACGAUGAACACGACCAUUCCAACGAUAUCACCCCCGCGAUUCAGUCGCUGCUCUACUCACAAAUCGACUUCGAUUCAAUUACCACCUUGAAUGAGGCGACCCCUAAGGGUGGCGCCGCCAUUGUCAAGAAGACCUGGGCCGAGCGACUGAAUGACCAGCCUGAGCUUGAGAGCGAUGCUGAUGAGCAGCUUCUCAUGCACAUUCCCUUCACUGGCCAGGUCAAAGUCCACUCAAUUCUCAUCUACACCGCACCUACUCCCUCCGCCCCAAAGACCCUGAAGCUUUUCAAGAACCGCGACGACCUGGACUUCUCUACUGCCUCGGAUCUCUCUCCAAUCCAGACCAUCGAAGUUCCCCAGCCUGUGGCUGGCGAGGAUGUCUUUGAAAUACCGCUGAAUCGCGCACACUGGAACACCACUACUUCCAUUACCAUUUUCGUGGAGGACAACUGGAGCGACGGCGAGGAGGAUGUCACCAAGAUAGGCUACAUCGGGUUCAAGGGUCAGUUCCUGGCGCUAAAUCGGGAACCGAUCAGCUUCUUGUAUGAGGCUGCUGCCAAUCCCAAUGAUCAUGUUGCGAUUCCUGGGAUUAGCGACACCGGAGCUCGUACAAUGCCUGGUCAAUGA
Molecule: messenger RNA, 675 nt
Organism: Penicillium canariense
Lineage: Eukaryota; Fungi; Ascomycota; Eurotiomycetes; Eurotiales; Aspergillaceae
Product: PITH domain-containing protein
Exons: 3
Coding region: 1-675 (224 amino acids)
Cellular component (GO): nucleus
Source: RefSeq, a predicted model, not a curated record